Coniophora puteana RWD-64-598 SS2 is the source of this 1479-nucleotide messenger RNA. RefSeq lists its product as uncharacterized. NCBI's taxonomy places the organism in Eukaryota, Fungi, Basidiomycota, Agaricomycetes, Boletales, Coniophoraceae. The record is from RefSeq and is a predicted model, not a curated record. Bases 1 to 1479 code for a protein of 492 amino acids. The transcript has 6 exons.
AUGUCCACUCCAGCCCCCGCCGUUCAGAGUUGGGCCCUUCCUGUCGGCUUUCCCUGGUCGGUGAUCGACCCGACCAGCUUUUCACAAGCACAAAGCCUUUUCUUCCUCCUCAACAACCGCUGGCGACUGGCUAUAGACACUAGUUGUUCAGGAGACAUUGACGUAGCCGAAUGGAUGGCCGGGUGGAGCUGGGAAAUGGCCAUCACACCGAUGGUGCGUAAGCUACUCGCCAUGCAUGGCUCGGCAACCGUCCCCCGCCAUGUAGCGGCGGUCAUGUGCGGCCAGAAUGUCAUCCCGGGGACCCCCCUUUCAGUUGACGUCAGCGCCACCGCCCCAAAUGAGAAGUUCCCUAUUUGCGACGUCACGCUCUCGUACGGCGUUGGAGAUCAAUGGUGGAACAGGUGCCGCCGACCCUCCCCCGACACCUCGACUCCGCCCACGGCUAUGCCUCCAAUGGAACCCCUUGCCCUCCCUGCUUCUGACCCAACUGGCAUUGAUCAUGCGAAACCGCCUGCCCAACCCCAGCUCCUAUCCCCUGGCGGAAGGCCCGCCACUAGGAAUGCCCCGAGAUCCUCUGCCGCCGGCCUCGUUGACGCCGCACAGCCAUCCCACGGUGACGCCGAGAAUGCUAUUCUACGCCCGAAUCCCGCCGCUGGCCCACAGGACACAUCUGGAGUGACGUUGUGUGCUCCUAGCAACCUCGGCAGUGGACUGGCGCGACAUACAGUCUCUGUCGGCGACGACAAGGCGUCAGCGCCCAGUGGCGAUAACGAUUCCGCUGUCGGCGGCGACAAUCCAGAGAUGACGCCUAGGCCAUCACGACAAUCUGACCGCCAGAAGAAACGUCACGAGACACAAAGUAUUCCGCCACCGGAUGGUAGCGUCGCCGCGUCGAAAGUAAAUGACAAGCAGGCUGGGAAACGCAAAGCGAUGCAUAAAAGCCUCAACGUCUCUGAGCCUGGAGGUUCUUGGAAUCCUUCCGAUGACACACCCCUUGAGCAGCUGCCGUCUAUUGUUCCCACGACUUCGGCGAGACCUGCGACUGGGGUCGCCGCCGACCAUAUGGAUAACACGCUGGACACCCUUCGUGUGUCCCAAUCUCUAAAGUCUUCGAUAGAUGCGCUUUCAACAAAUGCCGGCACUCCGGAGACCUUCGGCAGCGCUCUCUACGACUACAUUACCAAGGGCGAGGCGACCACUACGUACUCAAAGGAACGGCUUACAAACUGGAUGGACGCGAUUAAUAGGCAUUUGUUGACACUAGGCGAGCGUUCUAAGGAGAUAACCCAAGUGCAAGACGGGUUCGCUGAUCGUGUCACUAACAUAGAGACGACUCUGGCUAAAAUCGCCAACCGCCUGGAUGCCCUUGAGAACCCCAGUGGCACAUACGCGGUGCCCGCUGCGCCCCAUGCUGCUGACAACGCGUCAUUGCCCGAUGGCGACCACCAAAUGGGUGAUGUCCCAAGGCCGGCGGCUUAG